UCCGGUAGAUGGCAGUAAGUGUGUGUUGUGUUGCAGCCGUAACUAAAGAAGAACCUCACGUGAUUUAAAACAAACAAAAUAUCAACAUCUUAGGAAAGAAGUAUAUAUUUGACUGUAUCAGCGAACUGAAACUGAGUUAUAUAUAAGUUGUAGAAUAAGUCGUAUAUUACGAAAGUAAUGAUGGAUUUAGACUUUUACAGCUUCGGUUUUUUGAACUGGCUUGUGACUAAUGAAUGAAUUAUAUGCUUACAAGACUAUAGUAGAGUUGCAAAGAAUACAAAGUAACCUUGACAAUACUAUAAAAAACUCGAUUAACCAUGCGGAGAAGACCACAGUCUGCAGCUUUAACUCCGGCAUAUUUGAGGAUUGGGAGUGAGAAAACAGUUUCAGCAGCACAGUCCCAGUUUCACACAGAUCUCUGGCUCUGUUUCACUGUGCAAAACUGGAUACUGGACUUUGGGAGGCCAAUUGCUAUGAUCGUAAUGCCUCUAGAAUGGUUUCCUCUAAAUAAACCAAGUGUUGGAGAUUAUUUUCACAUGGCAUAUAAUGUCAUUACACCAUUCUUAUUACUGAAGCUGAUUGAGCGGAGUCCCACUGCUCUUCCUCGCUCCGCAGUUUAUCUCAGCAUCAUCACCUUUGUCAUGGGCGCCAGCAUACACCUAGUGGGAGACUCUAUUAACCAUCGUCUCAUCCUCAGUGGAUACCAGCUUCAUCUUUCUGUCAGAGAGAACCCCAUCAUCAAGGAUCUGAAGCCUACCUCACUGAUUGAUUCCUUUGAGCUUCUGUAUUACUAUGAUGAGCACUUAGGGCAUUGCAUGUGGUAUGUCCCAUUCUUCCUCAUCCUCUUCUUGUAUUUCACUGGCUGCUUUACACAAGCUAAAGAUGAGAGGAUGCCUUACUCAGGUUGGCUGCUACUUGGCCCUAGUGCAGUGUACUAUUGGUAUCUGAUCACUGAGGGGCAGAUUUUUGUUCUGUACGUCUUCACCUUUUUUGCCAUGGUUGCCACUGUGAUGCGCCAGAGGCGGAUGGGCUUCAUGCUAGACAGCAAUGGCCGUUUCCUCUUCUAUAACUUCAUCAUUACUCUGGGAUUAGUUCUGGUUUGGGUCGCAUAUCUGUGGAAUGAUGAAGUUUUGCGCAAAAAGUAUCCCGGUAUCAUCUAUGUCCCUGAGCCGUGGUCCUUUUAUACCUUACACAUCAAAGGCAGUUAAAUACCAACAUUAAAUCUGAGCUACAUUUCUGUUACGUUUCUCCAAUAAAAAGAGUUUAAAUAUGAGUUUACCCAAGUUCAAUGACACUUUGAGUGAAACUAAAAACAUUUGCUCUUGAAUUCUGGUUAGAGACUUUUUUAAAGGGGUCAUGAAUUGAGAAAUUUUCCUUGUGCUUUUAACAUAUAAGAGGUCAUUGUACUGUAAAAAAUAUCUUGUAAUUUUCAGAACUCAAAACUUCCUCUUAAGUCAAAAUAAAAUGUAAAUUUUAUUGAAACCAAGUUGCCAAAAUGACUCGUUUUGGAUUUUGUCACAGUAUUACGUCAAUACGAGAGACGCAAACACAGGAUUAGUCCAGCAACAAUAGAGAACGUAAAGAAGUUUGCUUUUGUUGUUGUUUUGAUCUAAGCCAUUCGCUGCAAUCCUGAAUAAAAGCUUCAGUGAGUGACAUCUUCUGUUUUGUCAUCAGUAAGGCAUUACUUUAGGCAUUUCACUUUAUUGAAAAGAUUGAUGAAUAGCCUAUAAUUACAACAGUGCGACAAAAGAUGGUACAUUCAUUCAUAAUUCCAUUUUCACGAAACACUGUAAGUUAUCAUUUGUCAACUACAAAUCCAAGUACCUAAACUUUAUUUGCCACAACCAAGACUUAUGUAAAAGUAAAAGCUUAUGUAAAACACAUAAAUGUUUCAAAUUGUUGGCAAAUGUUUCAAAUAUGUAACAAGAUAUUUUUAAACAUCGGAAGUUUUCAAAACAAUUCCCAACAAGUGUAACGUUGAAAAUUAUUUUAAUAUGCAAAAUUGUUACUGAAUCAGAGCAGUGGCCGUUUACUUCUGAGUUUUGAAUGCGGCACACCCAUCAAAAUGGAGUGAAAGAGAGGGUCAAAAACAGGAUAGAAAAUACCCUAUUACUUCUAAAUCAGGAUAUCUUUUGAUGUAAAAAUCUUGAUAACAUUAUAAAUGGACCUCAGAGAACAUUAUAAAAUAAAAACAAAAUAAAAACUUCAGUUCAUGACCCCUUUAAGUUCCAGUGUUACUUACUCCUUGUGUCUUCCCAAGGCAAACUAUAUGUUUAUCAUUUUUGUAUAUUGAAUAAUAAAGUAAUUUCAUCAUUGUGGUUUACUGUAAAAUUGUUCCUUUUAUGUCCUUGUUUUAUCUAAAUAAAGGUUGUACUCCCUAAA
This is a messenger RNA of Megalobrama amblycephala (Wuchang bream), 2382 nucleotides long. RefSeq names its product CLN6 transmembrane ER protein a (gene cln6a). The transcript is spliced from 7 exons. Bases 318 to 1208 code for a protein of 296 amino acids. Lineage: Eukaryota; Metazoa; Chordata; Actinopteri; Cypriniformes; Xenocyprididae. The record is from RefSeq and is a predicted model, not a curated record.